Lactuca saligna is the source of this 387-nucleotide messenger RNA. The record is from the annotation of a GenBank genome assembly. NCBI's taxonomy places the organism in Eukaryota, Viridiplantae, Streptophyta, Magnoliopsida, Asterales, Asteraceae.
AUGGUACCACAAACGAGAUCUGGUAUGUCGAGUUUAUUCAUUCUGAAUAGGUUAUUGAAUAACAUUUCCAGUCCAGGUGUUGUGUUAGUCAUGGCUUUUGAUGAUGAUACGGUUGAUGAAGAAAACUUGAAGAAUGUUGAAAAAUCGGGUACCGAUGAACUCGACUGGUCGCUAAAUCUUAACAAUUUCGAACUGAAUCUAUUUCGUGAGAUUAUCAGCAUCGGUGAUAUCGCCACAGUACUACAACUGCAACACCAUCAAUCAAAAUCGCAAGAAAACUCAACAAAUUUUCCGGCAACGGGUACGACUGCAACUCCUCCUGUAGACGUGGCAAUGAACAUUGAAUUCACAGCAAGGCAAUGCAAUGAGAUGGUGGUUUCCGGCUAA